Molecule: messenger RNA, 4978 nt
Organism: Pongo pygmaeus (Bornean orangutan)
Lineage: Eukaryota; Metazoa; Chordata; Mammalia; Primates; Hominidae
Gene: RNF19A
Product: ring finger protein 19A, RBR E3 ubiquitin protein ligase
Exons: 10
Coding region: 974-3490 (838 amino acids)
Biological process (GO): protein ubiquitination
Molecular function (GO): ubiquitin-protein transferase activity; zinc ion binding
Source: RefSeq, a predicted model, not a curated record
UAGGCUUGCUAUUGUGGCUAAGUACUGCUCCUAACAGCCUCUGCAAAGACAGGUCCACUAAGAGGGCGGCUGCAGACGCACAGGGUGCUGCCGUCCUCUGGGAAAGGACAUUUCCUCGCCGAGAGCUGCAACAUCCCGGCACUUCUCUCCCUGGGCCUGCCAAUCUAGCAGGUGAACCCUGAGAACACAAAGGAAUGAAUAAUGCCCGGCAAACUGCCAAGAGCCAGGGUCGCCGAGUCUGGCAACUCCCUUCAACCGGGCGCAGCUCCAGCCACCCCGACCUGUCCUUGGAGGAGACGCUCUCUGGGCCACGGAGAACCGGACAGGGAGACACCGGCCCCACUGCCCGGCGCGCUCGAGACGAAGUCCCCUCCGCCAGGGACAGGCGUGGGGGCCGCAGUCCGGGCCACCCGGGUGCGGCGGGGCGGCUCCUGCGCGGGCGCUGAACGAACGUGCGCAAGGGAACAACCGCGCGCGAGGGAACAACCUCGUCCAGAGCCGCCCGCAGCGGGCCCGGUGGGCGUGACGCCAUGACGCACAGCAUGCGGGCGGCGCGCCGGGGCGGGGCGGGGCGGGGCGGGGCGGCCGGGGGCUGGAGGAAGAAGUGGGAGGAGGAGGGGAAAGCCGGGGCUGCGGGAGGGGGAGGUGGUAGUUGCGGCGCUGGUUCUCGGGAGCAGUCGUCGAGCCACAACUGCGGAGGAGGAGUUCGGGAAAGCGGCCGUCGGGACUCCUCCCCUCCGUCGUCUCCGCCCAGGUUGAGAGGCGCCUCGGCACAUCGGAGGGACCCUCCCCCGCGCUUCCUGAGGCUGCUGUCGCCGCUGCUGGGAGAUGGGCCUACUCGCCUGCCACCCUGCGCUGCCGCCGCUCUGAGGAGUUAAAGAACAUCCAUGAUAGCAGUCUUCUGUAAAUCGAACUUUUCAAGAAUUCUCUGAAGGAACCAAGUAGGAUAUUCUUACAUCAUGACUUAAUGUGAAUGCAAGAACAAGAAAUAGGUUUUAUCUCUAAAUAUAAUGAAGGGCUGUGUGUAAACACUGACCCUGUCUCAGUUGUAACAGGCAUUUUAGACAUGAGUUUACAUCGGCAAAUGGGUUCAGAUCGAGAUCUUCAGUCCUCUGCUUCAUCUGUGAGCUUGCCUUCAGUCAAAAAGGCACCCAAAAAAAGAAGAAUUUCAAUAGGCUCCCUGUUUCGGAGGAAAAAAGAUAACAAACGUAAAUCAAGGGAGCUAAAUGGCGGGGUGGAUGGAAUUGCAAGUAUUGAAAGUAUACAUUCUGAAAUGUGUACUGAUAAGAACUCCAUUUUCUCUACAAAUACCUCUUCUGACAAUGGAUUAACUUCCAUCAGCAAACAAAUUGGAGACUUCAUAGAGUGCCCUUUGUGCCUUUUGCGGCAUUCUAAAGACAGAUUUCCUGAUAUAAUGACUUGUCAUCACAGAUCUUGUGUGGAUUGCUUACGACAAUAUUUAAGGAUAGAAAUCUCUGAAAGCAGAGUUAAUAUUAGUUGCCCAGAAUGUACUGAACGGUUUAAUCCCCAUGAUAUUCGCUUGAUAUUAAGUGAUGAUGUCUUGAUGGAAAAAUACGAAGAAUUUAUGCUUAGACGGUGGCUUGUUGCAGAUCCUGAUUGUAGGUGGUGUCCAGCUCCAGACUGUGGAUAUGCUGUGAUAGCAUUUGGAUGUGCCAGCUGUCCAAAAUUAACUUGUGGGCGAGAGGGCUGUGGAACAGAGUUUUGCUACCACUGUAAACAGAUUUGGCACCCCAACCAGACCUGUGAUGCUGCUCGACAAGAGAGAGCCCAGAGCUUACGUUUGAGAACUAUACGUUCUUCAUCCAUUAGUUAUAGUCAAGAGUCUGGAGCAGCAGCUGAUGAUAUAAAGCCAUGUCCACGAUGUGCUGCUUAUAUAAUAAAGAUGAAUGAUGGGAGCUGCAAUCACAUGACAUGUGCUGUUUGUGGUUGUGAGUUUUGUUGGUUGUGUAUGAAAGAAAUCUCAGAUUUACAUUAUCUAAGUCCAUCAGGAUGUACUUUUUGGGGGAAGAAACCCUGGAGCCGAAAGAAGAAAAUAUUGUGGCAGCUGGGAACACUGGUUGGUGCUCCUGUCGGAAUCGCUUUAAUAGCUGGCAUUGCUAUUCCUGCAAUGAUUAUUGGCAUUCCUGUGUAUGUGGGCCGCAAGAUUCACAAUCGCUAUGAAGGCAAGGAUGUUUCAAAGCACAAACGGAAUUUGGCCAUAGCAGGUGGUGUAACGUUGUCUGUAAUCGUGUCUCCAGUAGUAGCUGCAGUGACUGUAGGUAUUGGUGUUCCUAUUAUGUUAGCUUAUGUCUAUGGCGUUGUUCCAAUUUCUCUUUGUCGAAGCGGAGGUUGUGGAGUCUCAGCAGGCAAUGGAAAAGGAGUUAGGAUUGAAUUUGAUGAUGAAAAUGAUAUAAAUGUUGGUGGAACUAACACAGCUGUAGACACAACAUCAGUAGCAGAAGCAAGACACAACCCGAGCAUAGGGGAGGGAAGUGUUGGUGGGCUGACUGGCAGUUUGAGUGCAAGUGGAAGCCACAUGGAUCGAAUAGGAGCCAUCCGAGACAACCUGAGCGAAACGGCCAGCACCAUGGCACUAGCUGGAGCCAGUAUAACGGGGAGUCUGUCAGGAAGUGCCAUGGUAAACUGUUUUAACAGGUUGGAAGUACAAGCAGAUGUACAGAAAGAACGGUACAGUCUAAGUGGAGAAUCUGGCACAGUCAGCUUGGGAACAGUUAGUGAUAAUGCCAGCACCAAAGCAAUGGCAGGAUCCAUUCUGAAUUCCUACAUCCCAUUGGACAAAGAAGGCAACAGUAUGGAGGUGCAAGUAGAUAUUGAGUCAAAGCCAUCCAAAUUCAGGCACAACAGUGGAAGCAGUAGUGUGGAUGAUGGCAGUGCCACCCGAAGUCAUGCUGGUGGUUCAUCCAGUGGCUUGCCUGAAGGUAAAUCUAGUGCCACCAAGUGGUCCAAAGAAGCAACAGCAGGGAAAAAAUCAAAAAGUGGUAAAUUGAGGAAAAAGGGUAACAUGAAGAUAAAUGAGACGAGAGAGGACAUGGAUGCACAGUUGUUAGAACAACAAAGCACGAACUCAAGUGAAUUUGAGGCUCCAUCCCUCAGUGACAGUAUGCCUUCUGUAGCAGAUUCCCACUCUAGUCAUUUUUCUGAAUUUAGUUGUUCUGACCUAGAAAGCAUGAAAACUUCUUGUAGUCAUGGUUCCAGUGAUUAUCACACCCGCUUUGCUACUGUUAACAUUCUUCCUGAGGUAGAAAAUGACCGUCUGGAAAAUUCCCCACAUCAGUGUAGCAUUUCUGUGGUUACCCAAACUGCUUCCUGUUCAGAAGUUCCACAGUUGAAUCAUAUUGCUGAAGAACAUGGUAACAAUGGAAUAAAACCUAAUGUUGAUUUAUAUUUUGGUGAUGCACUAAAAGAAACAAAUAACAACCACUCACAUCAGACAAUGGAAUUAAAAGUUGCAAUUCAGACUGAAAUUUAGGCCCAUAAAUGCUGCAGAAUAAUUACCACUGUACAACCGUGUUUGGAGCUGGUUGGACUACAUGUGACUGCUUAAGUUUCAGGUUACCAGCAAAAGCUGGGUUUCAUUAUCAUAAUGCAGAUACAUUUUCUGUGUUCAGCAAGGCAUUGUGUGUCAUGUGGAUCUUAGUUACCAAACUAUGAAGUGAAGGCUUUAAAAGUGCAUUAUUUUAAGGAUAAUAAAUUUGAAGAGCAAAGCAUGUUUUGUGUGUUUGCCACAAAACAUUGCUUGAAGCGCAUACUUAGAUAGAAAUUGGUCUUAAUUUAUAUAAUCAAUAUAAAAUACUAAUGCAAUUCUACAGCAUUCAAAUGAAGAAAACUUGAGGCUUUAGGGAUAAGUGGUUAGUGAUAUUUUAUUGAAACCACUAAGAGAUAAGUUUAAAAGAACUGCAUAGGUUACUCUCAGUAUAUGAUACUCUGUAACAUUUCUAUUUAUAUCGGCAUAAAUUUCAUUUUUUUUCUUCAUAUGCAAUGUGGUUAUAUAAAGCUUAAUGCAGCUCAUUUGCUACCAUUUGGAUACUUAGACACUUUGAGCAAGAUUGUGGCAGUUUUUGCACAACUUUGAAAUAGAAAUACCUGGUACUCUAUCUUGUUUACUGUUGAUGCCAUCUUAGAGGAAAAAAUGUAAAGGUAAGUAAUUAAGCAUAUGACAGCAACAAAUAAGAUAUAUAAAACUACAAAAUAAAGUCCCAUUAGGUUAUAAGUAUUACAAAAAAUCCACCUUUCUCUAAGGGGAAGUUUGUACCCCAUUGAUUCUUGGUGCCUUUGGGAUCGACUAGGUUUUAAUGGCCUAGUUAUUUGAGGAUUUUGCUGUGUUGUUUUCCAUGUCUUCUCUGGUCACCUUGGAUUAUAUAUAAAAAUACAGGAAAUAGAUAAACAUGAAUGUGAUUAAUAAUGCUGAAAAAGUAUUAGCCUACCAAAGACACACUCAGGCUUUAGUGAAUAACUUUACAUAACCUCAGUUUUUAACACAUGCGUAUCUUCUCCAACCAUGAAAUCAAAGCACGGUGCAGAACUUGUACCAAGUACAAAAGGUCCAUGUAUGAUUAGCAUUAUUUUCUUUUGCUUUUGUUUAUGGACAAUGUUCAGCUGACAUAAGCAGAAGUUGGCCAAAAUACUGCCUGUACUGUUAAUUUCCUGUAUAAUUCACUUAAAUAAAAGCAGGUUAACCUCAAUGAUAGCAGUUAAAAUGUUCUAUCUUAUGUAUUUCUUUUAAGUAUUACCAUUAUGGUGCUACUGAGCGUUUUCUUUUGGUAAAAAGAAAAAUGCCAUGGGCUGCAGUCUUCUUCCAUCACUUUUCCCUACCAGGUCCAUUAAUAUGCUUACAACACUAGUGCCAAUUAUUUUAUUUGAUAAUGCUUAUGGUAUUUGUAUAUUUGUUUGCAUUCCAAUUUUGUUUAAUAAUGAGUGUGUAAACUGCAUAUGUUAAAUAAAUGUAAAUACUAAUGUA